Colletotrichum higginsianum IMI 349063 is the source of this 1458-nucleotide messenger RNA. Its product is annotated as Cytidine and deoxycytidylate deaminase zinc-binding region. The coding region runs from base 1 to 1458 and encodes 485 amino acids. The record is from RefSeq and is a predicted model, not a curated record. NCBI's taxonomy places the organism in Eukaryota, Fungi, Ascomycota, Sordariomycetes, Glomerellales, Glomerellaceae. Gene Ontology annotation, molecular function: zinc ion binding; nucleic acid binding; hydrolase activity. The transcript has 3 exons.
AUGCUCAUCGGAAUCUGUGGCGGCAUCUGCUCCGGCAAAAAGACCGUGGCUCAGUACUUGGUCGAGCACCACGGCUUCAAGCUGCUCCGUCUGGAGGACCCUUCGUCGCCUCCGCCACGGAACGAGUCUCCCACAUAUACCGCAUACAGCGAGACUCCCGCGUACAACGAGCCACCGGUGUCGCAGCCGCAGUCGACGCCCAGGAGCCCGGCCCCGGAACCCGCGCCGUCCACCGCGGGUCACGACGAUUGGGACUCCCAGCCCCAGCCUCCCAAGAAGAAGGGCAAGAAGAAGAAGACGGCGGGUCUCCAAUGCUUCGUCUGCAAACAGGAGGGCCACACCAAGACCGAAUGCCCCCUCCGCGCCCAGGACACGACCGCCGUCGCUGUCAACGGCAACGGCAACGGCAACAGCAAUGGCAACGUCACCAGGGUUGACGAAAGCCCUGCGAGGGACUAUACCCCGCCCAUGAUCGUCGGCGCCUACGCCAUGGUCACGAGGCCUUCUCGACCCCCCCAGCCGCCACAUGCCAACAACAGCUUCCACGCACCGGCCCCCGGCGGCCAGGCCCCUGCCUCGAGCCGGCAGCAGCAGCAGCAGCUCACCUUCUCCUCCGCCGACGCCCUCGUCGACUUCGUCACGACCCGGUGGCAGUCCCGCUUCGUCACGACCGACGUGCACAACGAGGCCGUCCUCGACACCCUCUCGCGCCGGCCCUUCUUCAUGCUCAUCUCGGUCGACGGGCCCCUGACGGUCCGCCACGCGCGCUUCCGCGCCCUGCACAACCCCCACUGCACCCUCGAGUCCUUCGCCCGCGCCUCGGACAACCACCUCUACGACCCGGACCACGGCAUGCAGCCCCUCAUCUCCCGCGCCACCGUCCGCCUGCUCAACACCUCGUCCUCCCUCGCCCACCUGUACGCCACCCUCGGCAAGCUCCAGCUCGCCGACCCCGUCCGCCUGCGGCCCAGCUGGGACGCCUACUUCAUGUCCCUCGCCGAGCUCGCCUCCCUGCGCUCCAACUGCAUGAAGCGCCGCGUCGGCGCCGUCCUCGUCGGCCGCGAGAAGCGCGUCAUCUCCACCGGCUACAACGGCACGCCGCGCGGCCUGCGCAACUGCUCCGACGGCGGCUGCGCCCGCUGCAACUCGGGCAACUCGUCCGGCGUCGGCCUCGCCACCUGCCUGUGCAUCCACGCCGAGGAGAACGCCCUGCUCGAGGCCGGCCGCGAGCGCAUCCGCGAGGGCGCCAUCAUCUACUGCGACACCUGCCCGUGCCUGACCUGCAGCAUCAAGAUCUGCCAGGUCGGCAUCGAGGAGGUCGUCUAUGCCCACGGCUACAGCAUGGACUCCGAGACCGCCGCCGUCUUCGCGCAGGCGGGGGUGAAGCUGAGGCAAUACAUUCCCGCCCCCAACGGAUUGAUCCACCUAGAGAAUCUGGAAAACCUGGAGCUCUACUGA